AUAAUUUUUGAAAUUGAUAAUUCAAAAAAAAUGAGUGGGAAAAAAAGUGAAUCGAGUGAAUCGAAAAAAAUGAAAAAAAUUGACAAAACACCUUCGGUAGUUUCUCAUAGAGAAUACUUAGAUAUGGAUACUGAUGAAGAAGAAUUCGGUCAUCAAGAAACUCCUGAGCCAGAUGAAGAACUUCCUCCUGAGCCCGAAAAACCAGCAUUUACCGAGGAACAAUUACAAAUACUUCUCCAGUAUGUUAAAAAUUUAACAGCGAAACCACACGGAGAAAUAAUUUUUUCACAAAAAAAUGUUGAUAUUAUUUACGAAUACUUUUGUAAUCCGUCCCACACAAUAUUAACAAUUUUUUAUACUGAUUUUGAAUGGAAAGUAUUUUUAAAUUUCCCUCCAUAUCCGAAAAAUGGACUGACUUAUUUUCUCCGAUCCCCGUGGCAAGUUUAUACUCCCGAUAAUUUUAUGUCUACAGUAAAAUUUGGGAGUUUAAAUUAUUUUGAAAAUUCAUUGCUUAAAUUUUUUCAAAAUAUUUAUGCUCCAGUUGCAUUCGCUCACGAUCGAUGGCCGAUAGUUAAAAGAGAUGAAAUUUUUUCAAACAUAAAUAAAUUAAUAAGUCACCUAAAUGACGCAACGUAUUAUCCAAUGGGUCUGACUAUUCUUUAUGUACCUCGCGAAAAAAUAUUUUGCAGUGAAAAAAAAAUGAUAAAUUAUACUCAUGGGUAUAAAGAAGACACGAAAGAAAAUAAUAAUAAUUUAUUAGAAUCAAAUAUGAGGGAACAAGAUAAGAGUGGAUUAAUCGAACGACUUGAACGAGUUGCUCGUUAUUGGGUAAAACAAAUCAGACAAGUAUUGCGCGGCUCUAAUAUUCCAACAACAUCAGCUUGCAGAUCUAUCAUUGAUGAAAUUAAUUUCUGGAACUACAGAUAUGAUAUUGAUGAUUAUACGACUAAAAUACUGUAUUUAAUACGAUUCGUUGCUAUUAAUUCUAAAUUCUACAAUAGCCCGUAUGUUCAAAAAAAAAUUGUUAUUUAUUUUCUUCUCCUUAAAUUGAAAAUACGAUUUGAAAAUUAUUUAAAUUUAAGUACUACACUGACAGACAAAAAUAUUAAUGUUUACUACAUAUUUUUCUUGAAAUUUGAAUUGAACAAUAGUUUGAAACGUCUUCAGAUCACUGAUAAAAUUGAAAUACUUUGCCGUGCAUUGGGCACACAAAUAAUAAAUCAAUGUAAAAAAUAUAUAAGUCUUGAUAUUAUACUUGAUGAAGAUCCAUUAAGUGGCAAACAAAUGCUUCAACACUCAGUUUAUUCUUGUCAACGUUUUAAAGAAAUUUUUGAUCAGUUAAUAAUAAUGGACAGACAUUGUAAUUCAUCAACACUAUGUAAUAUUAAUAAAAAUAAUAUUUUUAAUCACAUUGAUACAUUUAUUCAACGAUGUCAAGAUCUCAUUGAAGUUACAAACACAAGAAUUAUUUUCGAUAAAUGUGAAGAUAUAAAAGUAAUUGGUGGAGCAAAAGCAACAGAACACGAAUUGAAAUAUAAAAAAAUAGAAAAAUUAUUUAGCAAAACUCUUGAGGAAAUAAAAAAAAAACCUGAGUGUAUUUUAGAUGUCACCGAGUUCACGUGGUUGGAAAAAAUAAAACUCUUUCGUAAUAAAGUAGAAGAUAUAGACAAUAUGAUGAAGAAUUUGAUCCACGAUAUAUUCGAAAAUGUAUCGACGAUCGAAGAAGCUCUGGAAGCUUUGUAUGCAAUAAAGCGUUUUAUGAUACGGAAAAAUUUGCAAGAAACACUCGAUAAUUACUGGACAAAUAUUUGGAAAAAAUUUAAUGAUGAGCUAGAAUUAAUUAUCACUGAUAUCGACGACGAAAUUUUACUUCACGAUCGCUCGAUGACUUCGUAUGCCGGCGCCGCGACUUUAUUGCACUUAAAAAAUAAUUAUCUGAGCACACAAUUUAAUAUGCUGAUAAAUGCUUCUGAUUGGUUUGAUGAUAAUAUUGCGCAAGAGUAAAUUUACUAUUUUAUUUUUAAAUCGUAAUUUAUAAACAAUUAAUGCGUUAUAUAUUUUAGAGUAAUUAUUGAUAAAUAUAAACGUAUUCAAAGUACAUUAUUGGAUAAAAUAAAUUCGAUUAAUAUGAAAUGGGAGCAACAAUUAUUGAGCGAUUCAAUUAUUAAAGAAAUGCUUAACAAUCCAAUUAUUAAAUAUUCUGACUAUCCAAAUAAUAAAUUAAUGGAAGUUAAUUUAAAUUUUACUUGUUUAGAAAAUAUCAAGUCGGUUAUUGAGUGGAAAAGUAUGAAGUACGAAACUAAAAAAAUAUCACCGAAGUUACUACAAAAAUGGAAUUUAUUUAUGAUACGUUACAUAAAAGUUGAUUAUUUAUGUAAGUAUUACAAUAAUAUAAUCGCGAAAAGGAAUAAAGAAGAAUUGAUGUUAUUUAAAUUGUUAAUUGAUGAAAUUAAAAUAAUUGUAACAACUGGAGUUUCUAAAAAUACAUGGACGAGUGAAUCUAUUGAUAAAUUUUACGACGAAUGUUUCAAUAAUAUUUAUCAACUGAGAAGAGUUAUAGGAGAUUAUAAAUUGUCAUUU
This is a messenger RNA of Microplitis demolitor, 2580 nucleotides long. RefSeq lists its product as uncharacterized. The coding region runs from base 31 to 2004 and encodes 657 amino acids. The transcript has 10 exons. The record is from RefSeq and is a predicted model, not a curated record. Lineage: Eukaryota; Metazoa; Arthropoda; Insecta; Hymenoptera; Braconidae.